UAGCAACCUUAACCAGCGAUGCGGCUCGCUAGCAAUUAAACCAUCUGUCAUUCUAGAGUAGAUAGAGAAGUUUCGGGUUCGACCACUGGAAGACAAUAGUUGAUUCUUACUAUUUAUAAUCAUAGAAGAAAUGGGUGACUCAAAAACAGACGAUUCAAAAGCGACAGAAAACAACACAACCGAAAAUGCUGAAGAAUCGUCUGCUCCACCACCUAAGGAGAUGCGGGCCAUCGUGCUGUCGGGAUUCGGAGGCUUAAAAGCGGUCAAAGUCAUGAAAAAGCCGGAGCCGUCACCGGCCGAGGGUGAAGUGUUGAUUAGAGUAAAAGCAUGUGGUUUGAAUUUCUUGGACCUGAUGGCUCGACAGGGGGCAAUCGAUAAUCCCCCGAAAACUCCAUGCGUGAUGGGGUUUGAAUGCGCUGGAACUGUCGAAGCUAUUGGAGAAGGUGUCACAGAAUUUAAGGUAGGAGAUACCGUUGCAGCUUUAACGGAAUACAAAGCAUGGGCAGAACUUGUGUGUGCUCAGGCAAAAUAUGUGUACGCUUUGCCUCCAGGUAUGGGUGCUCAAGAAGCCGUGUCAAUCCUCAUGAAUUACGUGGUUGCCUAUUGUCUAGUAUUUGAUAUUGGAAAUUUACAAAAAGGGCAGAAAGUCAUAAUACACUCAGCAGGCGGGAGUGUG
Parasteatoda tepidariorum (common house spider) is the source of this 676-nucleotide messenger RNA. NCBI's taxonomy places the organism in Eukaryota, Metazoa, Arthropoda, Arachnida, Araneae, Theridiidae. The record is from RefSeq and is a predicted model, not a curated record.